UGUCCACUUCCUUUUAAUGAGCCGUUCUGGGAAGGCGUGUGUCUCUGUGUGUGUGUGUCUGUGUUGUGACCGCACAUUUUCUCCGGACACAUGCUGUAAGAUCCGCAGAGGGCAUCCGAGCGAACCCUCGCGCACAACUAUGCGGCGUUUGAUGUGCUGAUACAGAGGAGGCCUCGCGCUGUUGCACUGACAGAAUGAGAUCAAGAGAAGAGGUGAGGAUCAUUAACCGGGGCCUGGAGGAGGAGAUGGAGGUGUGGGGGUACAGGCCCUGUCUCUGGAAGAUGACCCUGGUGGGUGUGGGUGCUGUUUGCUCUGGUGGUCUCCUGCUGCUGCUGCUCUACUGGCUGCCUGAGUGGGGUGUCGAGUGCACAUGCACACACACGUCGCUAAGGGAUGCACACACGUUGCUGCUCAGGACAACGGAUGAGUUCAAACAGUGGUUUCGAGCCAGAGUACAUGUGAUGUAUGCUCCAGGAAAGAAGCCCUUCGAUGAUUUGGAUCUGGAGCCCAAAACUCAGCUGCUAAAAGGAGACGGAGGCGAUGACGUCUGGGCCGUUCAUGAGGAGCAUCUCGGGAAGUUUCCUCAUAAACUGCAUGUUCAGAUCCACUACUUCACUCACCACAACACAAGAUACUACUGGAAUGAUGUGAACCAGAACUUUGAAUUUUAUCAAGGCCUGGAGGAUACGAAGGUGAGCUGUGCACAUGUCCACACUGAUAACAGCUCUGGACUUUCUAAAACCCUGCAGGACUACCGGAGGCUAUUUUUUGGGGAGAAUGAGAUCGCUGUGAAGAUACCUUCUCUGUUCAAGCUUCUUAUAAAGGAGGUCCUGAACCCUUUUUACAUCUUCCAGCUCUUCAGUGUUAUCCUGUGGAGUUUAGAAGACUACUAUUACUAUGCCACAGCCAUAGUUUUCAUGUCAGUCAUAUCAAUAGCUACCUCAUUGUAUACUAUUAAAAAGCAAUAUGUGAUGCUCCAUGACAUGGUGGCGACACACAGUGUGGUCCGUGUUUCAGUGUGCAGAGGAAAUAAAGAUAUUGAACAGGCCAUGUCAACAGAACUCGUGCCCGGUGAUGUCAUCAUUAUUCCAACCAAUGGGAUGAUAAUGCCCUGCGAUGCCGUGCUCUUCCAUGGAACUUGUGUUGUGAAUGAGAGCAUGCUGACAGGAGAAAGUGUUCCAGUAACCAAAACCAGCUUGCCCAGUUCAGGCGACGAGGCAGGUAGGAGCUACAGCAUGGAGGAACAUAAGAGACACACGCUGUUCUGUGGUACCCACGUCAUCCAGACCCGCUUCUACACUGGUGAGCUAGUGAAGGCUGUUGUUGUAAGAACAGGUUUUAGCACAGAGAAAGGCCAACUGGUGCGCUCCAUCCUCUAUCCAAAGCCAACUGACUUCAAGCUGUACCGUGACGCUUACUUUUUCUUGCUGUGUCUGGUUGGGGUGGCAGGGAUCGGCUUCAUCUACACCAUCGUCCUCAGCAUCAUAAACAAGGUUCCAGCUAAAACCAUCAUCGUCGAAUCUCUGGACAUCAUCACUAUCACUGUUCCCCCGGCCUUACCGGCAGCCAUGACCGCUGGUAUCGUGUAUGCGCAGCGGCGUCUGAAGCGUGCCGGCAUCUUUUGCAUCAGUCCUCAGAGGAUCAACAUGUGUGGUCAACUUAACCUGGUCUGCUUCGACAAGACUGGUACUCUGACUGAGGACGGUUUGGACCUUUGGGGUAUUCAGAGAGCUGGAAACGACAGCUUUUCUCCACCAGAGUCUGAAGCGUCUGAAGAAUGUCUGGUGAACACCAUGUUUGUGGCCUGUAUGGCCACCUGCCACUCGCUGACCAACAUAGAAGGAGAGCUCUCUGGAGACCCUUUAGACCUCAAGAUGUUCGCUGCCACAGGCUGGAUCUUAGAAGAGCCCACAGAGGAAGAGACAGCACUCCACAAUCCACUGAUGCCCACUGUGGUUCGACCUCUAAAACGCUUCAUCCCUGAAGCCAAUCAGAACAACCCACCUGAGCAGAACAUGGAGCUCUCAGAAUUAUCACCCUAUGAGAUUGGUAUUGUUCGUCAGUUCCCCUUCUGCUCGGCGCUGCAGAGGAUGAGUGUGGUGGUCAGGAGGUUGGGAGAAAAACACAUGGAUGCCUUUCUGAAGGGAGCACCGGAGGUGGUUGCCAGCCUCUGCAAACCUCACACAGUCCCACACAGUUUCACAGAGACUCUGGAGGGCUACACCAGGCAGGGCUUUAGGGUUAUUGCCCUGGCACACCGACAGCUGGAGUCCAAACUUUCAUGGCACAAAGUCCAGAGCCUCAGCAGGGAUCUGAUUGAGACCAACAUGGAGUUCCUUGGUUUGAUCAUCAUGCAGAACAAGAUGAAACAGGAGACUGCAGGUGUUUUAAGUGAUUUACGACAAGCCAACAUCCGCACGGUGAUGGUCACAGGUGACAACAUGCUGACGGCCAUAUCUGUGGCUCGAGACUGCGGCAUGGUCCGUCCACACGAGAAAGUCAUCAUUGCGGAUGCUGCUCCUCCCAAAGAUUUCCACCCUGCUAGCAUCACCUGGUGUUACGCCGACAACCCCACUCAGACCGUCAAAGGCAAUCAGACGACAGAGAUAAACCUGGAGGAGGGUGCGUACCACUUUGCUGUGAGCGGUAGAGCCUUUGCUGUUAUCACUGAACAUUUUCCUCAGCUGGUCCAGAAGCUCGUCCUCAGAGCCACUGUGUUUGCUCGCAUGGCUCCAGACCAGAAAACUCAGCUGGUGGAAAUCCUGCAAAGCAUCGAUUACAUUGUUGGGAUGUGUGGUGAUGGUGCUAAUGACUGUGGAGCUCUGAAAAGAGCUCACAGUGGGAUUUCUCUGUCAGAGCUGGAGGCCUCCGUUGCUUCACCUUUCACCUCCUCCACCUCAAACAUUUCCUGUGUCCCAAACCUCAUCAGGGAGGGACGAGCUGCUCUCAUAACGUCCUUCUGCGUCUUUAAGUUCAUGGCUCUCUACAGCAUCAUCCAGUACAUCAGCGUCACCCUGCUCUACUGGAUCCUCAGCAACUUGGGAGACUUCCAGUUCCUCUUCAUCGACGUCGUCAUCAUUCUCAUCAUCGCCUUUACAAUGAGUCUGAACCCUGCGUGGAAGGAACUGGUGUGGCGUCGCCCACCAUCCAGUCUGAUCUCUGGCCCGCUGCUCUGCUCAGUUCUGGCCCAGAUCCUCACCUGUCUGGUCUUCCAGGUUCUAGCUUUCCUCUUGGUACAAAAGCAGAGCUGGUAUGAGAAAUGGACACCUGAGUCAGAUGCCUGCAACAUCUCCACAUCUGGUUUCUCUCAGGGCCUGAAUGCAACGGCGCAUCACGACCACAAAAACAUCAGGAACUACGAGAACACCACCCUCUUCUAUGUCUCCUCCUUCCAGUAUUUGGCUGUGGCCAUUGUUUUCUCCAAAGGAAAACCUUUCAGACAACCCAGCUACAAGAACUGGCCGUUCUUGCUGUCCUGCAUCGGCCUGUACUUUUUCCUCCUCUUCAUCAUGCUGUAUCCCAUUCCUGCCAUUGAUAACUUCCUGGAGAUCGUGUGUGUUCCCCAUGAUUGGCGUGUCACUCUGGUGGUCAUUGUCAUCGUGAAUGCGGCCGUGUCUUUGCUGUUGGAGAUUUUGCUCCUUGACAUCAUCUUGUGGAGGCUUGUUUUCAGAGGCGAUCAAGGGGCAAAUGGCCCCAGAGAGCCCUGCUCUGCUGACACAUCACAGGUGGCCAACGACUGUUGGGGCUCGGCUUGUCUUUCCCGACUGUUUUAUUGGAGAAACAAGACCCCGAAGGUGUUGUAUAAGCAUCUGGCUCUGGAGCUUCAAGAGGACCCUGACUGGCCCCCCAAACCCUCCACCAUCACCUAUGCCAGUAAUACACCAUCCUGUGUUACUCCCCGCCUUUGAUUCCAGUGUGAACCAAAACAGAGCAGAGACUGAACCUGAAACCCACCGAGCCUGUGUUCAGUUACCACGAUGGGCUGCUGAACUGCAGAUAUUAGACCUCCAUAAAGAGGAAACUUCUCACCGACUGACUGACUGAGAACUAAUCAUAUCUAACAUUCUCCUGCUUUGUAAUUCACAAAAGCAGAGAUUAGAUGAACUGCUGAAACAUCAACCAGAGAAAAGUUGUGAUGUGACAAAGUUUAGUUCAAAAGGACAUCAGGACAUAAAAGUCCUUCUAGUUAUUACCAGAUGUUAAAAUGAGGGGAAUGAACAACACAUAUUAUACCAUGACAUUAUUUAAGAAAAUGUUGAAUGAAUUGUUUUCUGUCAGGUCAUCAUUCUUUCACAUCAUUCAGCAGGAAUUUAGGUCCACUCAUCUUCACAGUGCUGCUUCAGUUUGUUGAGGUUUGCAGCAUUUGUUUCUACACCACUACAUUUGUCAGGUGGAGGUCUGGACUUUGACUGGAUUAUUCUGUUUUAUGACCCAGUUUCAACCAAGUUUUAAUCUACCAGACAGAUAUCCUGACAUUUCAAUGUAGAGUAAUUUGGUAUACAGAGGAAUUCAUGGUUCAGUAGCAGCAAAACAAGCCCAGAUCAUCAGCCCUCCACCACCGUGUUUCGCAGCUGGUCAGAUGUAUUUUUAUGUAUUUUUGCUGAUAUUUUUAACAUAACACCAAACAUGGAGAUGUGUAUUAGGAGCAAACAUCUACACUUUGGUCUUGUCUUUCAGAAGGACAUUGUUCCAAAAGUCUAGUCAUUUGUUCAGAUGCAACUUUGCAAACCUAAGCAAACUUGUUCUGCCAUGUUCUUUUUAGAGAGAUGUUGAUAUAGAUACUCAGUUAUUCAGGUCAUGGUGAAAAUAGGAACCUCAGUAACGGCAAUGGGACUUCCUGUUGUGGUUCUUGAUGAUGCUUCACCUCUCCAAUGAAAGUAUAAUAAAGAAAUCUUGGAAAAAAGAAUAAAUAAAAAAAACUAAAACAGAGAAGAUCAGGAGAACAUACAUAAAAAUGUUGUUAUUCCAAUGUCAGAUGUUGUCUAAGAAACCAAACAAACCAAACACACUCAGACAGAGGCUGCUUCAAACAGCACUCACAACUUUAUAAACUUUUGGGCUAGAUUUGGGUACAAUAAUGAACACAUUUUGGAUAUAGAAGACAGAUGUUUGAUUCAGAGAAGGGUCAUGGAUGUCAUCUAUCUAUAUUAAACUGGAGAAACUAUCUCUGAACACUGAAGGUGGUCUCAGGUGUCACCUUCCCAACUUUAGAUCUUGUUUCUAAAACUGUUUUGGUGGUAACAACUUACUAGUGAAAACAACUCAAAUAACCAACACAGUAGUAUUGUGAAGUGUCUUCCAAAAAAAGGAUGGAGAGCUGAAACAUCUUUAAGAACCAAGAUAAAACAGUCUAAUUGAACUUAUUCGAGCUCUUAGGUUUAAUUUUUUAGAGAGAAGGGGUUUUCUUCUGGUAAACCUGCCAAACAAGCCAUAUUUGUCCAGUCUUUUUAAAUAAAUAAAUUUUAAGAGCACAACCAAUCACAUAAUGUGUAAUAAGCAAGACAAGUCAAAGGAAAAUAAAUAAAAAUGUAAAAAUCCAGCAAACAAAUAAUAAUAAUAAUAAUAAUAAUAAUAAUAAUAAUAAUAAUAAUAAGCCUACUACAACAUAAUUUCCCCCUUAAUAAACUUAAUGAUUCGAUGCAGUUCAGUUACACUAAGUUCAUUUUUAUGAAAUGAGAUGCAGCAGAGAGCAAUGUGAUUCAGAUCUAUACUCCUUCUAGUUCAAACACAUGAAUAUUAUCUAUCACAGUCUUUGUACAUCCAGAUCUUAAACUAAAUCCAAAAAAUGUAGUGCUUUUGCAAGACAGGACAAGUCCUACCAUUAAUCUAGCGUCCAACUUUUUCCAAGGUCAGGUCCCGUGAAAUUGGAUUUCUACAAAAAUAAAGAGAGGGUGUUUUUUUUAUUUUUGUCCUUAAUCUACUUCAAUAUGAUUACUUUUGUCAUUAUUUUGUUAAGGCAGACAGGGACCUUCUGGACUAAAGCUUGAAUAUAGGGCCCUAACAACCUUUUUACCCUUUAAAAGAGUGAUGGGAGUGCUGGAGCUUUUGAUGGGAGCACCUAUUGUUCUUUAAAGGUUAAUUAUUACGCAUUCCCACAGGCAUUGAAAUCUGGUGCCUACAUGUGAUUUGCGUUUGUGAUCAUUUGGUGAGGUGGUUCAGUCUUUUUCUAAUGUGCCAACAUAGAUUUAACAUGCAAACUGAGGCCUGGAGAGUCUGAGAUGUAGCUUCUAUCUUUCCUCAUCACUGUCUGAUGUCAUCCACUGCCACAUUUUGUGUUUUUAUAGAGGUGCCCUGUCUUUAUAAUGACUGAUUCAUCAAAUGCAUUUGAUCAGCUGAACCUGGCUGCUGUUUAAUUCCUAUAGAAUCUGCUUAGUUUUCACACAUUGCUGCAUUUUUUUCUGUAAUUUGUGUUAAAUAAUGACCAGAAAUGGUGUAAUAUGUGUUGUUUUCUGAUUUUAAGCUCUGGUUUUAAGAUCUUGGUUUUAGAAUUUUUUUUUUUAUAUAUUUUUUACACACUGGUACUUUUAUGUUCUGAAAAUUAGAUUUCAGCUUUGCACAAGGACUGUAAACAGGUGUUGAGCUGAACAUCUUUUUAUCUAACGCAUAGGGAAAACAUGUAAACUUGAUAAGAGAUUGGAUUUCUUUGUAACUGCCAUUGUCUCACCAUGAUCCAGCAUUUUAAAUGAUCAGAAGAAAUUAGGUAGAUGCCAGUUUCACACUGAAGAAAAGCUUACAUCCAUCAAA
Melanotaenia boesemani (Boeseman's rainbowfish) is the source of this 6744-nucleotide messenger RNA. Its product is annotated as probable cation-transporting ATPase 13A3. The coding region runs from base 195 to 3908 and encodes 1237 amino acids. Gene Ontology annotation, biological process: polyamine transmembrane transport; intracellular calcium ion homeostasis. Lineage: Eukaryota; Metazoa; Chordata; Actinopteri; Atheriniformes; Melanotaeniidae. Gene Ontology annotation, molecular function: polyamine transmembrane transporter activity; ATP binding; P-type ion transporter activity. Gene Ontology annotation, cellular component: late endosome membrane. The record is from RefSeq and is a predicted model, not a curated record. The transcript is spliced from 33 exons.